Messenger RNA from Antechinus flavipes (yellow-footed antechinus), 936 nucleotides. Its product is annotated as olfactory receptor 7C1-like. Gene Ontology annotation, molecular function: olfactory receptor activity; G protein-coupled receptor activity. Bases 1 to 936 code for a protein of 311 amino acids. Gene Ontology annotation, biological process: G protein-coupled receptor signaling pathway. Gene Ontology annotation, cellular component: membrane. NCBI's taxonomy places the organism in Eukaryota, Metazoa, Chordata, Mammalia, Dasyuromorphia, Dasyuridae. The transcript has 2 exons. The record is from RefSeq and is a predicted model, not a curated record.
AUGGGACCAGGAAACCAAACGUGUGUUUCUGAAUUCUUCCUCCUGGGAUUUUCCGAAAAGUCAGAGCAACAGCUGCCUCUCUUUGGGUUGUUCCUGAGCAUGUACAUAGUUACUUUGUUUGGAAAUCUGUUUCUUAUGAUAGCCAUUGGCUUGGACUCCCACCUCCACACCCCCAUGUACUUCUUUAUUUCUAAUCUGUCCUUGGUGGAUCUUUGUCUUGUGUCCACCACCGUCCCCAAGAUGCUGGUUAACAUCCUGACACACAGUAAAGCCAUUUCCUAUGUUGGCUGCUUCACUCAGAUGUAUUUCUUCUCAGUCUUUGCUUGUAUGGACAAUUUCCUUCUUGCUGUGAUGGCUUAUGAUCGCUUUGUGGCCAUUUGUCACCCUCUGCGCUAUGUAGCCAUCAUGAAGCCACAACUUUGUGGUCUACUGGUUCUGAUCUCCUGUGUUCUUAGUCUUUUAACUUCUCUCCUUCACAGUCUCAUGACAACGCAUCUCUCCUUCUGUAAAGACCAUGAAAUCCCAUACUUCUUCUGUGAUCUUACUCAGCUUCUGAAGCUCUCUUGUUCUGAUACCUUCAUCAAUAAUAUUUUGGUUUAUUUUACAACUAGCCUCCUGGGUAUUGUCCCUCUCACAGGGAUUAUUACUUCUUAUACACAGAUCUGUUCUUCUAUUUUGAAAGUCCCAUCUGCUGAGGGGAAGCAUAAAGCCUUUUUAACCUGUGGGUCUCACCUCUGUGUUGUUUCAUUAUUUUAUGGCACAGUUUUUGGAGUAUACAUGACAUCAGCUACCCACACCUCCUGGAAAAGCAUGGUUGCUUCAGUGAUGUAUGCUGUGGUAACCCCCAUGCUGAAUCCCUUCAUUUAUAGCCUGAGGAACAAAGACAUAAAAGAUGCCUUGAAGAAAUUGGGCAGGAUACUAUAUUUACUAAAAUAA